Molecule: messenger RNA, 3105 nt
Organism: Colletotrichum spaethianum
Lineage: Eukaryota; Fungi; Ascomycota; Sordariomycetes; Glomerellales; Glomerellaceae
Exons: 5
Coding region: 1-3105 (1034 amino acids)
Biological process (GO): carbohydrate metabolic process
Molecular function (GO): hydrolase activity, hydrolyzing O-glycosyl compounds
Source: RefSeq, a predicted model, not a curated record
AUGCGCCUAUUCAACGGCAUCGCUUCCCUCCUGGCGGGAGCAGGCCUUGCGCAGGCCACGCUUCAAAUCAUCCCUGGAGGGACAUGGACGGCAUACCAGACAAACACAGGCCGCCACGUCCAAGCCCACGGCGCCGGCAUCACAAAAGUCGGUUCGACGUACUACCUCAUCGGCGAGGACAAGACCGAGGGCUCCGCCUUCCAGAACGUCAACUGCUACGCUUCGACCAACCUGGUCGAAUGGAGUUACGUCGGCGCCCUGCUCUCGCGGACGUCGGAGGCGGGCGAUCUGGGGCCGAGCAGGGUUGUCGAGCGGCCCAAAGUCAUUUACAACAGCAGCACCAGGAAAUAUGUCAUGUAUCUGCACAUUGACAGCAGCAACUACGGCGAGGCCAAGAUCGGCGUGGCGACGUCCGAUAGUGUGUGUGGCAAGUACACGUAUCUGGGCAGUUGGAGGCCGUUGGGGUUCGAGAGCCGGGAUAUCGGGCUGUUUCAGGACGACGAUGGGACUGCCUAUCUUCUUACCGAGGACCGGCCCAAUGGCCUGCGCAUCGAUGCCCUGACGUCGGAUUACCUCAACGUCACACGGAACGUCUACCUUUGGGGCGAGAGCAUCGAGUCGCCCGCCAUCCUGAAGAAGAACGGGUACUACUUCAUGUUUGGAAGCAGGCUCACCGGCUGGGACCCGAACGACAAUGUCUACUCUUACGCAACCUCCCUCUCCGGCCCCUGGUCCGCCUGGAAAACCUUCGCGCCCGUCGGCUCCAAGACCUUCACCUCCCAGACAUCCUACAUCCUUCCUCUCGGCGACACGGCAAUCUACAUGGGCGACCGCUGGGUCAGCACGAACCUCAUGCGAAGCACCUACGUCUGGCUGCCCCUCACAAUCUCCGGCACAACCAUCACCCUCACGGACCGCGUGAACUGGGUCCCCAACGUCGGCGCGGGCACCUGGGCCGCGGGCCCGACGGAGACGUCGUACGAGGGCGAAGCGGCCGCGCUCUCGGGCGGCGCGAGGGCGGUGGCGUGCACGGGCUGCAGCGGGACCUCGGCGGCCGGGUACGUCGGCGGCUCCGCGGGUGGCCGGGUCCAGUUCUCCAACGUGAGCGUGCAGGCUUCCGGCAGGACGACGGUGAGGGUGAAGCAUUUGAACGGCGACCAGAGCCAGCGGUGGGGGACGGUGACGUGCAACGGAGUCUCGCAGACGGUCGGGUUUCUGCCCACCGCGGACGGAAACACGCCGGGGAGCAGCUCGGUGUUUUGUAACCUGAAUGCCGGGUCCGGGAACACCAUUUCGUUUGCGAGCGCGGAUUCAUCGCCCCGUCAGGGGCUUGUCAACCUCAAGCGUCUUGACAGCCUCCUGCCUCUUUCCGGUCUGUCCUCCGCUGAGAAGCGUGACCUUGGAGACCUUGAGCGGCGUCUUGUAGCCAAACUCGCCAUCCACGGAAACCUUUCCGUCCUUGUAGUCAAAGGUGACGAGCGUGACGCCCGCCUGCUCCAGGCUGACGCCGUCGUCGAGGUACAGCUUACCCUUGGCAGUGCCGUCCCGUCCCACGGCAAUCAGCAGCUCAAAGUUCUCCUCGCGGAGCUUGGUGGUUGUCAUGGCGCUGUUGGCGCGCAGGGGCAGCACGGAACCGCCGCGGAUGAAGAGGGGGAUCGUGGUGUAGUCCUGGUCCUUCAGGGUAACCGUCGCGCCGGCGCCCUGGAUCGUCUCGUGGGUGUACCAGUCGUAAAAGACGUCGUCGGGCAGGUAGACAUCGACAGAGGUCGAGUUUUCCUCGGUGACGGGCGCGACGAGAACGGCGUCGCCGUAGAAGUACUGCAGGUCGAGGCCGAAGGUCUUCUCGUCUCCCGGGUACAGGUAAAAGAGCGGGUUGAUGAGCGGGGUGCCGUCGACCGUCUGCUGGUGCAGCGCCGUGUAAAUGUAGUCGAGAAGGCGGUAGCGGAUAGUGAUUGCCUUGCGGGCGCUGUCCGCCACGGUGUCCCAGAGAUAGAACUCCUGCGAGAUGCUAUCGAUGGAGUUGUGGUUGCGGAAGAAGGACGAAAAGGCGGCGAGAGCGGCCCAGCGUGCGCACAGCUGCUCGGUGGUGUUGUCGCCGAAGCCACAGGCGUCGGAGCCGACCAUGGGAACCUGGUAGACGGAGGCAAACUGAAGCAGCUGGGAGAUGGAGAUGCGGUACAGCUGCCAGUUGGAAAGGUUGUCACCGAGCCAGUGACCGACGGCUGCUCCGGCGCCGGCGAAGGUCGAGCGUGUGAUGAUGAGAGGCCGAAGACCAGGGCGGCGGGCCUCCAUUGCGGUCCUGGAGGCUACCGACAUCAUGGACCCGUAGAGGUUGUGAGUGUCGUACAUGGCGAGGCCGUUCUGGUGGAUGACGUCCGUGUUGACCGUCUUGUUGGAGAUGCCGCCGCGGGCCGCGUUCGAGGCCGUGUCCCAUGCUGCCUUGUUAUGGAUGGCGUACUUGGGGAAGAGGAGGUCGCGGUCCGGAAGGCCCUUUUGGUCGCCGGAUGCCUGUCUCUCGGCAAUAAUCAGAUUGUCAAAGUUCUGGUUGAAAGGGAGCGUCCUAGGAGAGACGUCCUUGCGAGCAAAGACAUCAGAUCGCUUGGUUUGGUUGUUGCCGCAGUCAGUCCCAGGAGGUUGAAAGUCGCAAGGCCAGCCGGGAAGGGGGCGGGGAUUUUCGCGGACCGGUGGCGGCUCAGGGGGGUAGCCGACAGCGGAGGCGUAGGGGUCGUCGCAGGGAAAGUAGCAGGGGAAGUUGGAGGGCUCGUUCAUGUCAAUCCACAAGGCGUCAAUGUCGACACCGUCGUCGGCCGAGAAGAAGUCGGCGAACUCGUUGUUCCAGUACGUUGUAAUGUUCUCGGCGAACCAGUCGGGGAAGACAGUCACACCGGGCCAGACCACGCCGACCCAGACGGAGCCGUUGCUGCGGAGAAGCCAGAUGUUGUCUUCGAUACCGCGUUGCAAGGUGGGGGAUUCGACGUAGGCCACUGCAGGGUCUACCAUAACAAUGUAGUGCUGAUCGUUCUCGUGAAGCUUGUCGACGAGCUGGCGCACUUUUGCGAGAGGGUAGCGCUCCGGGUCGAGGGAAAAGACUCUGUAUGGCAUUAG